Messenger RNA from Nematostella vectensis (starlet sea anemone), 1426 nucleotides. Its product is annotated as androgen-induced gene 1 protein. The transcript has a single exon. NCBI's taxonomy places the organism in Eukaryota, Metazoa, Cnidaria, Anthozoa, Actiniaria, Edwardsiidae. The coding region runs from base 212 to 895 and encodes 227 amino acids. The record is from RefSeq and is a predicted model, not a curated record. Gene Ontology annotation, cellular component: membrane; endomembrane system.
CUACCCCUUGGAUUGGAGAUCGAGCCACUGCCUAAAAAGGCCUGAUUUCUGAAUAGAGGGGAAAACCACCAAACAAUCGUCAUUUUGUGUUGGUCACGCAACGUUCUCGGAUGGAGAACAGGGCGGUUGGGGCUCCCUGUGGUGCCUGGCUACGUAGUUCAUGCGUCACGUUCACCAAGCAUAACAAAAAGAAAACUUCGAUCGCUGAACUAUGGAGGCUUCGAAAACUCGACUGUUUUUCCACUAUUCCUGCUCUAUGAUUCAUCUUAUCGGCAUUAGUUACCACUGUAUGGAGGUCCAUCUUCCAACUUACUCUCUCUUCGGCGGUAGAUUCAGGUUUCUGACGUUCAUAAAUAUGGUUUGGCAGUGGUUGUUCUUCACUAUUUUAGCUGUCUUAGAAUUCCAAGCCUUGACGAAAAAGCGGAAACACGAACUUGUGGCAUCUCUCUGUGACUUUCUCUAUGCUGGAUGGACCUUUCCUCUUGGCAUAACAGUAGCUGCUUUAUUCUGGGGACUUUGUAUAAUCGAUCCGCAUGCGAUCCAGUCGAAAGAGGACUUAGAACAAAUCCCGUUAUGGCUCAACCAUUACAUGCACUCAUUCCCUGGCCUUUCGGUUAUUCUGGAAACAUUUCUCUUCAAGCAUGAGUACCCAACCAGAUCUAAUGGUCUGAAGGCAGUGUUUGGCCUUACUCUGGGAUACACCGCUUGGAUGGUGGUUAUUUUUUGCAUGGGAGGCAUCUGGGUUUACCCUUUUAUGCGAAAACUCAAUAUUCUACAAUUAGUGUUGUUCUUUACUGGGGCGUAUUUACUGGUGGCCGUUGUGUAUUUCCUAGGAGAAGUCUUGUCUAAAUUCGGUGGCUUUCUAGAACGACCGGGACCAAAAAAAGAUACUUAAAGUCACUUAAAGUAAUUUGACAAAUCAUCUUGUUAUGCCUAAUAUUAUUAAGUUCUGAGCAAGCAUUUCAAACAUUCAUUAUCUUGAUUCCAAUGUACAUUUACUGUAAUUACUAUUCCAUUGGACAUUCUCCUAAUCCACCCCGGGAUACAGUACAGUGCAAUGAACUUUACUUUCCUUCUAAAAAGGGGAGUGUAUCAAAUAUAAUGCCAUAGAGAAUAUUUAGUCUCCCACGCAGCGGCUCUUUAAUUUGGUCAUUCAACAGAAGCCAGUUCUUUGAGUCUGUCACACAAUGGAAGAGUUGCGGACCAACACAAAGAAUGGCUGCGUACGACAUACAGCAUCCAAAAAAAAAUUGAAACAUUUCUAGCCCGCCAAAAUAUGACCUUAGAUCCUUGACCCUAAAAUUCAAUACCCGCAAAAGUACUUAAAACUUUUUUCAGAUACCAAUUAGAAAAUAAUGAGUUUAAACUUCAUUGUGAUAAAAAUGUACCUAGCUAUAUAAUAAAGCAUCCUUUUGUCUCUUUUCUC